Molecule: messenger RNA, 546 nt
Organism: Saccostrea cuccullata (small rock oyster)
Lineage: Eukaryota; Metazoa; Mollusca; Bivalvia; Ostreida; Ostreidae
Product: perlucin-like
Exons: 4
Molecular function (GO): signaling receptor activity
Source: RefSeq, a predicted model, not a curated record
GACGAACUAUAAGUGCGCAUAUUUCUCUACUUAGUCAUGACGUGAAAAAGAAACAAUCCAUUCUAGCCCCGCCACUUCCUUAUUUGUGUCUGUUCAACACGAUAACAUGUUUAAAAUCAUACGUUUUCAUUUUGUUUCCUAGUUUCUAAAAUAUUCUGCUCAUGGAACCCAUGUCCGGAGAAUGAGCAGUCAUAUAUGUUUGAAGUAAAAAGAGGCAAUUGGAAUGAGGCUGCCAGGAAAUGUGAAAAAGCCGGAGGAGGUCUGGCCACGGUCAUCAGCGAAAACUGUACACUCAGGAAUCUAACAGAAAGGUUUACCUACUUCAUUGGAGGUAAGAAGUCAUCCUCUGGGAAAUGGACAUGGGUAGAUGGUACUCAGAUGAACCAAACACAUUGGGCUUCAGGCGAGCCAAAUAACCAUGGAGGAAAUGAAAAUUGUUUACAAAUGCAGUAUACAAAUAAGAAUUAUCAAUGGAAUGACAUCUCAUGUGACAGCAACAAUAAUCACGGAUAUAUUUGUCAGAGUGAGUGCCGAAACUUUAUACAU